Anopheles funestus (African malaria mosquito) is the source of this 4124-nucleotide messenger RNA. Its product is annotated as patched domain-containing protein 3-like. Bases 851 to 3826 code for a protein of 991 amino acids. The transcript is spliced from 8 exons. Gene Ontology annotation, cellular component: membrane. Lineage: Eukaryota; Metazoa; Arthropoda; Insecta; Diptera; Culicidae. The record is from RefSeq and is a predicted model, not a curated record.
UAUCGUACAGACCUUUGGCGAUCCACUGGUUAGGACCUAUGUAAAUCGGUCGAUCGAAAAGGUGUUACGGGUAUUUCACCCGACAACCCUGUAAAAACAAAAUGAAUCGUGAAUGAACAUCUGGCGACCGUCAGCAAAUAAAUUUGAGAAACGUUUGCUCAUUCGUCGGUCUACAUUCUCAGCAAGCAGUCGAUGCGCGAGUUUCGAUGCGCGGCGCAUAUCUCGUGGUCGUGUGCUCUCUUGCGACCUGUGAAGCAAUUCUGUUGAAAAAUACGUGAUGCUAUAGUGCACGAUUUUCUACGCGUUCCUUGUUAAUGUUAAACGUAACAUAACUAAAUAACUCCUUUGGUACUUAUGUGAAAGUUCCGAUCAUUCGUGUUGUUGAGAACAGACACGUUCACAUGAACGGAAAUGAGAACAAGGCAAACGACCUAUCUGUGUUGAGAACGACCUCGAAAAACAUGCAUCAAAGAUCACCAAAUUGAUUGAGUGCAAUUUGCUGCAAUCGAGUGAAUGAAAAAUGAAUAAAUUAAAGUUCCUGAAGUUUUAGUUGGUGUCGCAGACAGCAAUAAUUUUUUAAAAAUUUUAUUCGUUAGUUCAACGUCAUCAAGCAGCAAUUCAAAUGUGGCUCAACUUCAACUGAUCUUUCCAUCUGCCAUAUUCGAUCCGAUCCAUAUCUCGUGUCCCACGUCAGGCGGACAAUCGUCAUAAAUGUAAAUAACUGUUAAUUCUGUGAUUCCGGUCUUCGCUCAACAGGCGUUUUGUUAGUAGAUUCUUUACAAGUGAUAAAAGUUUCAUAAACACCGGAGAAAACUUCUUACAAGAGCAAGAAUACAAAGCAGUUUCUAUAAUGAAUGGAAACGGACAUUACAACGGACAUCGGGUGAAUAGUGAGGAAAACCUGCACAGACCACCGUUGGUGACGCAUCCAGGAGAAGAAACAAAAAGUUACGAACCAAACUUCGACCACUUGAACUGUAUGGGACGCUUAUCGUAUCACAUGUCGAUGGCGAUAGGGAAGUUUUUCUAUCGACUAGGUUACUGGAUAGCCAAUAAUGCGUGGAAAACGAUCGCUUUGUGUUUUUUACUGGUGGCAUUAUGCAGCGUUGGCUUCAUCAGAUUUCAUAAAGAAAAAAGCCCAAUGAAGCUUUGGAUACCACAGGGGUCAAAAUUCCAGUACGAUACAAACUGGUUGAUAGAACACUUUCAGGAAGGCAAUCGGAUAGAAACGGUUAUGAUCACCGCACCGGAUGUACUAGUACCGGAGGUUUUACAGGCGCUGGCAAGCAUUACGGAGGAAGUGGAAGGUUUCACGUUUCACAACAACGAAGGUCAACGUUUGGGAUGGAACGAUGUGUGCCAGAAAGUUCCUUUUAUAGCAGAAUACACAACAGAUAUGUCACGCAUAAAACGAUCUGCCCAAGAUUUGGAACAUCCAUCGGAAGCAACACGUCGUCCGAAAAAGAGCAAACCAUUCUUUACACCGGUUAUCGACAUUCCCUCGUUUUUGUUCUGUCCAAUGUUGGAGCGGCUCGAAAUGGGCUGUUAUGGGAGCAGCUUAUUGGAACUGUGGAAGUACAAUCGUACCAUCUUGACGGGGCUCUCGAAAGAAGACAUCGUUGAUAAGUUGAACAGCACCACGGUCAGUCCGAUGACAGGACACACCGUGCAGUUUCCGGAGCUGCUUGGCGAUAUCAAGCGAGACUGGAGUGGGCGCAUAAUAUCAGCUGGAUCGUUGGUGACGCAUUGGUUUGUGCAUGUCAACUUCUCUGAGGUAGAUUCGGACGUCAGUGGUAACGCUGCUGGUACGGAAGACUGGGUUACAGAGAACGCCAGUUUGUGGGAGAAAAAGUUCCUAGAGAUUGUCGCCAAGGCAAAGCGGAAACUGUCGAACGAUGAGAUUAAUAUUUAUUAUGCGGCUGGAAGGAGCUAUGGAGACAUUAGCGAACAAUCGAUGUUUAAAGACAUGGACAAACUAAUCUAUGGUGGUAUCGUUAUGUUUGUUUACAUGCAGUUGGUGUUAUCUAAAUUCAGUUGGACCGAAUUUAGGGUUAUUCUUGGAUCAGUUGGACUGCUAAGUGUUGGGAUGGGAUUCAUUUCUGGAUGCGGUAUCGUAGCAGCGCUUAGAGUGUCUUAUGGUCCUGUACAUACUUCGCUACCAUUUCUACUGAUGGGCCUCGGCGUAGACGACAUGUUCGUUAUGAUGGCCUGUUAUCGCAAAGUGCGCAAAGAUAACCCCGACCUACAACUGGCCGAUCGAAUGGGCUUAAUGCUGCAACAUGCUGGCGCAUCCAUCACGGUCACCUCACUCACAGACAUCGUUGCGUUCAUAGUGGGUUCAAUUACAGUUAUUCCUUCUCUGCAAUCAUUUUGCAUCUAUGCGGCUGCUGGCGUGUUUAUGAUGUUCGUUUUUGUAAUCACCUUCUUCGUUGCCAUAUUCACACUAGAUGAAAUACGCAUUGCUAACCGGCGAAACUCGUUCCUGUUGUGGAUAGUGCAUGAUGAAAAGUCAACUUCGCUCUGGUGUGAGCACAAUCUAAUGCAUCGCUUUAUCAACAUGCUCUACUCGAAGUUUCUUCUAACGAAGAUUGGCAAAACGUUGGUUAUACUCGCGGUAGUGCUGAUGACCAGCGUCAAUGUGCAUAAUCUUUUGAAACUGCGCCAGAAAUUUGACCCCAAUUGGUUCAUUCCGCAGGAAACAUACUACAACCAGUUCGUAGUCAAGACACACGAACACUAUCCUAACGCAGGCUACGAAGCGUUGUUAUUGUUCGGUAAUCUCAACUAUACAGCAGAAUUGCCAAACCUGAUAAGAAUUACGCAUCAACUGGAAAAUCGGACUGAUAUACUACAUAACUUCAGUUCGUGGGUGACCUCCUUUCAGGACUUUGUGUAUAUGCACUACGACAAGGACAUCGCAGCAGAUCCGCUAUCCGACGAUGAUUUUCGCAAGUACUUGACAAAGUUUCUCUUCAGUUACGAAGGGGGCCGCUUCCAAAUGAAUAUAAAGUUUGCCACCAAGCUCAAAUGCGGCCAACCCGCACCAAAUAUAACGGUCACAACGAUGGAUUUCAAGUUUAAACCGUUUAAGGAGAGAGAGGAAUACUUACCGGCCAAGUAUGCCGUAGAAGAAGUUCUAGAGAGAAGCAAUAUAAGCACGGGUGAUCAUUACCGAACACUGUGGGCAAAGAUAUUCGGUAAUUGGGUAACGGACGAGAUUAUCGAUACGGAAAUCUAUCGCAACAUAUCGCUAGCAUUGAUUGGAGUGAUGUUCUGCUCGGUGGUGCUAAUAGUGAACCUUCAAAUCUGUUUCUGGAUAUUCAUUUGUGUGCUGCUCACAUUGGUCAACGUAGGAGGCCUGAUGCAGGUAUGGGGGCUUACAUUGGAUUUAGUAUCGUGUAUAGCACUGCAACUUGCGGUGGGAUUAUGUGUGGAUUAUGCGGCACAUAUUGGUCACACGUUCUUGACCAUCAACAAAGGCGAUAGGAAUCGCCGAAGUUUUGAAACAGUAUUGCACAUUGGAGCAGCCGUUUUCUACGGAGGAGGUUCGACGAUUCUGUCGCUGUCGAUACUUUCUGGUUCGCAGGCAUAUACUUAUAGGACAUUUUUCAAAAUCUUCCUUCUCGUGAUUGCAUACGGAUUGUUCCAUGGUACAAUUCUGUUACCAGUUGUACUUAGUUUAAUUGGACCGGCACCAUACAGUGGGUCCCUGAACAGCCUCAAUACGAUCAAUAAUAAUCCCAGUCCAACAAAGAAAACAUGUUGCGAAGGCACAGAGAUGAUUUCAGGCAAUGAAAAAUAUACACCAACCGGCGUAGACCUCUAGAGUAUUCACAUGAAGUGCAAAAUGGCUUCAUUAAUCGGUCAAUCAGGUGUUCUUAAAAAGAUUUGCAGAGUUCCAUCUCACGAACAAUAUUGCCUAUAUAUUGCUAUAGCGAUACCAAUUGUGAUUGAUCAUGUUCUCUUCCAAGUGCAUGAUUGUAAGAAGUAGUUUUACUGAAAUGUACAUAUAAAUGAUAAGCAAUAAAAGUAUUAAGAUUGUACGGUAUGGGUUGACACAUAGGUUUAAGUAUCGAAGCAAUAAAAAUACAUAGUUAUCAAGACUAUAAUUUGAAAAAAUCGUC